Messenger RNA from Necator americanus (New World hookworm), 1020 nucleotides. RefSeq lists its product as uncharacterized. The record is from RefSeq and is a predicted model, not a curated record. Bases 1 to 1020 code for a protein of 339 amino acids. The transcript is spliced from 11 exons. Lineage: Eukaryota; Metazoa; Nematoda; Chromadorea; Rhabditida; Ancylostomatidae.
AUGUGGCAGACCCUUAGAAAGCAAUCUGCUCAAGAGCGAUCAACGAAAGUGAUAGGGCUAGGCCUUCUCCUAUUGUUGGUUAUUUUGUUUCUUGUUGGAAUAUUCGUAUUCAAAGUCAAAGACUUCAAUACCAUUGGAUUUGCAGCACUUCGAGAUGAAGUGAUAUCGAACUACACGGAGUACUUGUACACCCACCAGAAGAAUGUCAGCGUUUAUGACCUCUUCGUAUCGAUCGACGAGACGAUGUUGGAAAGGUCUCAGCCGGUAAUGGUGGAUCCACGAAUCGAUCCUGUGUCGGUGGUGAACAUGAUGCUCGGAAUAUAUGAAGAAUUUCACACUUCGGACUCACUACUCGUCAACGCCUAUUUCUUCGUUGCAAAUCUCGUGAUAUCCUUUAUCAUCAUCUGCCUCUGCCAUAUACUGGAUAGAAAAUUCAAUGAACAUUUUGCAAAAGACUGGACUGGAUUUUCCUGCCCACCGCGAGAUAUUCUACUCGAAUUCCGAAAGAAACUCUCGGAAGCGAAAGAAGGAGACGGUAAAAUACGAGUGUGCUCCAUGCCUAAUCCUCCACCGAAAUGUCCAGAAAGGACUGCGUUUCUUCAUCGAAAGACCGACUUUCCCAAUGAAUUCUUUGCUGUUCUCAACUUCUGUGCCGCCAUUGGUGAGUUUACAGCUCUGACGAACGUUCUAGCGGAAUGGAAGGAACAAACAAGAAAGAGAAAGCAGGGAAAGAGUCCAAUAUUCAAAAUAUGGUGGGUAGGAGCCAUUAGAGCUAGCAACCAAUACUGCACUUAUAGCCGAAGCCGGAUUUGUUCAAGAGGUGUACGUUAUGCGCCAUCAAGUGAAACAGCACCUUUUCCCUCCACGGACACUUUCUGGGAUAUCGUCAUCUGGAUCAUAUCAUUGUUUGGUGUGAUUCUCUACAGUUACACAAUGUACGGGCUCACAUUGAUCAUUAUCGACCUAGUCUACAGCACACUCGGCGUUAAGGAACGGAUCACACCAAUAUUGAUUGACUGA